CCGGGCGCGGGAGGAUGCGGCCCGGGGCGGCCCGAGAGCUGAGCAGGGUCCCCACGCCAGCCCCUCGAGGUCCCGGCCUCCGGAGCCGCAGCCGCCGCCCCGCCCCCGGGAGACAUGACUUCCAAGCCGCAUUCCGACUGGAUUCCCUACAGUGUCCUAGAUGAUGAGGGCAGCAACCUGAGGCAGCAGAAGCUUGACCGGCAGCGGGCCCUGUUGGAGCAGAAACAGAAGAAGAAGCGCCAGGAGCCCCUGAUGGUACAGGCCAAUGCAGAUGGGCGGCCCAGAAGCCGGAGAGCCCGGCAGUCAGAGGAGCAAGCCCCCCUGGUGGAGUCCUACCUCAGCAGCAGUGGCAGCACCAGCUACCAAGUUCAAGAGGCCGACUCACUUGCCAGUGUGCAGCUGGGAGCCACCCGCCCACCAGCACCAGCCUCAGCCAAGAAAACCAAGGCAGCAGCUGCAUCAGAGGGCCAGGGCGGGGACCCUAGGAAGGAGAAGAAGGGAAAGCAUAAAGGCACCAGCGGGCCAGCAACUCUGGCAGAAGACAAGUCUGAGGCCCAAGGCCCAGUGCAGAUCCUGACUGUGGGACAGUCAGACCACGCCAAGGAUGCGGGGGAGACAGCAGCCGGUGGGGGCACACGGCCCAGCGGGCAGGACCUCCGUGCCACGAUGCAGAGGAAGGGCAUCUCUAGCAGCAUGAGCUUUGAUGAGGAAGAGGAUGAGGAUGAAAACAGCUCUAGCUCCUCCCAGCUAAACAGCAACACCCGCCCUAGUUCUGCCACUAGCAGGAAGUCCAUCAGGGAGGCAGCCUCAGCCCCCAGCCCAGCAGCCCCAGAGCCACCAGUAGAUAUUGAGGUGCAGGAUCUAGAGGAGUUUGCACUGAGGCCAGCCCCCCAGGGGAUCACCAUCAAAUGCCGUAUCACUCGGGACAAGAAGGGGAUGGACCGGGGCAUGUACCCUACAUACUUUCUGCACCUGGACCGUGAGGAUGGCAAGAAGGUGUUCCUCCUAGCGGGCAGGAAGAGAAAGAAGAGUAAAACUUCCAAUUACCUCAUCUCUGUGGACCCAACAGACUUGUCUCGGGGAGGCGACAGCUAUAUUGGGAAAUUGCGGUCCAACCUGAUGGGCACGAAGUUCACCGUUUAUGACAAUGGAGUCAACCCUCAGAAAGCGUCAUCUUCUACACUGGAAAGUGGAACACUGCGCCAGGAGCUUGCAGCUGUGUGCUAUGAGACAAAUGUCCUAGGCUUCAAGGGACCUCGGAAGAUGAGUGUGAUUGUCCCAGGCAUGAAUAUGGUUCAUGAGAGAGUCUGUAUCCGUCCCCGAAAUGAACACGAGACUUUGCUAGCACGCUGGCAGAACAAGAACACAGAGAGCAUCAUUGAGCUGCAGAACAAGACACCAGUCUGGAAUGAUGACACACAGUCCUAUGUACUUAACUUCCAUGGGCGCGUCACACAGGCUUCUGUGAAGAACUUCCAGAUCAUCCAUGGCAAUGACCCGGACUACAUCGUCAUGCAGUUUGGCCGGGUAGCAGAAGAUGUGUUCACCAUGGAUUACAACUACCCGCUGUGUGCACUGCAGGCCUUUGCCAUUGCACUGUCCAGCUUUGACAGCAAGCUGGCCUGCGAGUAAAGGCCCCCUCUGCCUUUAGGGUGGCCCAGUCCGGAGUGGAGCUUGCCUGCCUACCAGGACAGCCCUGCCUACCCUCUGUUCAUAGGCCCUCAGUGGCCUCUCUGGCCUUACCAACCAGAAGCUGGCUGUUCUGCCUCUGCUGCUGAAGCAGGGGAAUAGCAAAUGGGUACAAGGGAAAAGAGUAUUUCUGUGCCCCAGGGUCAACACACAUACCCAGUCUUGGGUCAAUACCCGGCCGCAGUCAUAUUUGCCAUACUGGGUAGCCUCUUCAGCUGGAGGUACAGAGGGAGAGGAAGCACAAGCAGGGCUGCUGUGGCCUAGCCAUCCACUCAGCCUAUAAGUCAGAGGAUAAUGGGUGUCCCAGGAGAUAGGGUACAGUGUUUGGAUAGGGUACUUGAGCUUUAUGUAGCAAAGAUCCUGGUCAGCAGAAAGUACUCCCACUUCAAAAGGGCCCAUUAGGCCUAAGGGAAGUUGGGAGAUGGUAGGGAUAGGAGAGUGGCAGGACCUUACUAGGAUUGCAGGGACCUGGCUGUGUGAAUUAACUGGUAGCUUGGAGUGCUAGCUCAUUCAUUGCUUCAGAUUUGCCCAGUGAUUGCAGAAGCAAGAACCCAACCCUCAAGGCCAAAUUCUCUGAAUGGAUGGGGGUUAGAGAGCUCGUCUAGUAGGCUCCCUACAUAGGGGUCUUUGAUGUUGAACAGCCCCAGCACAACACCUAUGACACAUACAUGGGAUCUAGGUCACCAUUUAAGUGAUGGCAUGCUUCAAGAAGAAUGUCCUCUCUGGGAAGACCCAGCUCCCAUUGUUGCCAGCAUCCCAUGAUCAGUGAGGGCUGCAUGCCAUUCUUAGAGGAAUGGAGCAGGGUGGGAAGAGCAGAGGAUAUGUUAGGGGCACAAGAGAGCCCAGAGGUGAUAGAUAGUACUCUGUGUGGUUCACCAAAAGCACUGCUGAUCCCUGAGAACUUGUCUCUUAGUUACCUAACUGGUUAGUGGCAGAGUCCAGAACCUUAAGUUCCUUUGUUCCCACUGUUGCCCAGAAACUAGACUCUCUGGCCUUCUGGGGUCAAUUCUGCAUGCCCUCUCCCUUCACACAAUUCCAGAGACCCAAGACCCUCAGAGUUAAUGUAUAGGCUGAAAACCUUUCCGUAGGGAAUCAGGCAGUUCCCUGUUGAAAGUUGUCUGAGUUUUUGUACACCAUUCUGAUCUGAUGUGGCCUGUGCGUGGCCCCUCUAUGAGGGCUUCAAGCUGUGUACAGACCUCAGAAGGACCAUUGCACACUUUGUAUAGAUGUUACAGGCAGCCCGAGGGUUAUGGGGCUGGGCCUGGACAUCCCCUCCACUGCCACUUUUCCUUGGAUAGCACCACUCAUCUGGUGGGCUUGGGAACUCCCAAGCGCUUGCCCAUGUGUCAUUUGUGAGAAGCUUCUUGCCUAGAUGGAUAAGAAACCAGUGGAAAGCAAAGAGCAUUUAGCCACUGCCUCUUGCUUUAAAAUAGAUAUGCUUAGAAAAGCUAAGUAGAAAUUUUUAAAGUCAUGCUUCGAAUAUGUGAGUGAGGCUGUACGGGUAGGAAAGCUGGAUUGAUGUAAAUGGAGUUAGUACUUCAAAAAGACCUAGAAUAUGUUCCUAUGUUGGACACUCGAAGUAAGGCACACCUGCUGUAGCAGGAUCUGACAAACCUGAGCCAUACAUGCCAUGAGAGGACCCUCCAGUGAGUUAGCCUUUGUUUACAGUCUAGUUUCUAGAAGGCAGUAGGACUUCCAUGCUGGGACUAGCCUAUCUCCUGAUGAACGAUUACAGUGCCAUCUCCUUCCCAUAGUUCUGUGUUUGCCCCCCCCCCCCC
Messenger RNA from Psammomys obesus (fat sand rat), 3467 nucleotides. RefSeq names its product TUB bipartite transcription factor (gene Tub). The coding region runs from base 115 to 1632 and encodes 505 amino acids. NCBI's taxonomy places the organism in Eukaryota, Metazoa, Chordata, Mammalia, Rodentia, Muridae. The record is from RefSeq and is a predicted model, not a curated record. Gene Ontology annotation, biological process: protein localization to cilium. Gene Ontology annotation, cellular component: cilium. The transcript has 12 exons.